AUGACGCGCCAAGCCCUAACUCAUCGUCGGAGCCAAACUGCCAUCGCCACUGAUUUCGGCUCCGGCACUAGAAAACUGGGUCUCUCCAAGGGUCUCGCGCAGAUUGCUCGGUUGACUUUUGCCCGAUACGGUGCCCGCCUGCCUCUAUGGACUGUGAUUGUCUCCAAGCGAAGCGUAGGCCAAGAUUGCACCAUCCGGCCCCAAUCGCCGUUGCAGAAGACGCAAAUUAGCGAGACUCGACCGCGUCGAGCCUAUUCGACGUGUCGAGAGGUGGGGUACACAGUGUUUCCGAGUGGAAUUUUUGUCCGAGGGGUUCUAGAGUUUUAUUUUUCGCAAACAAUUGCCAAAAUGCCGACUCCUGACUACGGUGCUUUGCCUUCAAAUUCCCCAACAGACGAUCUGUCGUCUGUUGAAAAUAACGAAAAUGUCCUGUCGGAGUCGCGAUCAUUGCUCCCCACAGAUCCAGAUAAAUGGGCACCUCCGAAGGGCUUUAUUUGGAUAGAAGUCGCGAUUUUCGCGAAUGUUUUCCUGUCCGGCUUUGAUGGAACGAUCACCGCGUCGACCUAUGCGCUGAUCAGCUCGGAGUUCAACGCGGCCAAUACGGCCUCCUGGUUGACCACCUCAUACUUGAUCACCAGCACUGCGUUUCAGCCAUUGUACGGGCGCUUCUCCGAUAUUUUUGGUCGCCGUGCGUGCUUUUUUACUUCAACUAUUACCUUUCUGCUGGGGUGUCUUGGUUGUGCUGUCGCGCACGAUGUCAUCUUUUUGAAUCUUAUGCGAGCAUUGACGGGAAUCGGCGGAGGCGGAUUGAUGACGAUGGCAACGAUUAUCAACUCCGACAUGAUCCCGUUCCAGCGCCGUGGGAUGUACCAAGCAGCUCAGAACGUUCUCCACGGCUUUGGUUCGAUUUGCGGUGCGUCCAUGGGAGGCAGCAUUGCCAAUACCAUCGGCUGGCGGUGGUGCUUUCUACUGCAGGUCCCUGUGUCUGUGUUUGCGUUGAUUAUGGGUCGCAUCAUGAUUCCUGUGCGCCAAGUGUCGGUCGCGCAUGCCGAUAACCGUGGUCUACGCGGCGUUUGGAAGCAGGUCGAUCUCACCGGUGCACUGCUACUGAUCCUGGGACUGUCGAUUCAACUCGUCGGUCUGAGCCUAGGAGGCAACGAACUUCCUUGGAGCAAUAUCUGGGUUAUCGCAUCGCUUGUCGGGAGCAUUGUUCUGCUCGUGGCUUUCCUAUUCGUAGAGGCUCAGACGACUGCUAUACCAGUGAUUCCUCUGCGCAUGUUGCAGGGCAUUCUUCCCCUCUCAACCCAGAUAGCCAACGUGUGCGUGGGAAUGGCUGCUUACGCUUUCCUCUUCAUGCUUCCUCUUUUCUUCCAAGUCAUUCUUCUCGAUUCCGCCUCCAAAGCGGGCGCUCGCCUUGUCAUCCCCUCCCUGGCUACUCCGAUCGGCGGUCUCAUCUCCGGCAUCAUCAUGUCCCGCUGGGGAAAACUGGCCCAUCUCGUGCGCGCAGGCGCCUUUCUCAUGUUCAUCGGCAACGUCCUGGUCAUGCUUCUCGACUUUAACGACGCAAAAUGGAAGUAUUUCGUCUAUGUCGUUCCCGCGAAUCUAGGACAAGGCAUCGUAUAUCCGGCUAUUUUGUUCACUUUUCUGGCAGCUUUCGAUCAUUCCGACCAUGCCGUCUCCGCCUCAACGGUCUAUCUCAUCCGCUCUCUUGGCACUGUCUGGGGCGUCGCCAUCACAUCUACGAUCCUUCAAAACCAUCUCAAUGCGGGCUUACCAGAUGCCCUGAGUGGUGUACCUGAUAAAUGGAAAGUAAUCUCGAAUUUCUUUGACUCUGCGUCUGCUGUUAUUGGUGACUUGGGCGAGCUUUCUGCCGUGGUCGACCUCGCCAAGAAUGGCUAG
This is a messenger RNA of Aspergillus affinis, 1899 nucleotides long. RefSeq names its product MDR family MFS transporter. NCBI's taxonomy places the organism in Eukaryota, Fungi, Ascomycota, Eurotiomycetes, Eurotiales, Aspergillaceae. Gene Ontology annotation, molecular function: basic amino acid transmembrane transporter activity. The record is from RefSeq and is a predicted model, not a curated record. Gene Ontology annotation, biological process: basic amino acid transport; transmembrane transport. The coding region runs from base 1 to 1899 and encodes 632 amino acids. Gene Ontology annotation, cellular component: fungal-type vacuole membrane. The transcript is spliced from 7 exons.